GAGAGAGUUGUUGCAAAUUGCAAAGGUGUAAACUUUUUUCAGUUGUUGAUCUUCAAAAGGGACUCUGUUUCUCUUAGCUAAGGAUUUCACAUGUUCUCUAUCACCACAAUCAUGUGCCUCCUUUUUCUCUUGCUUAUCACAAAGUCUAUGUGGAGAACAAUAAACAUUGCUGCAUAUAAGGAAACCAAACCCUUGUCACAAAUUCUGUGGUCGCACUUAUUCACUAUGCCGUUUGAUUAUUAUGAUUACGACAAUGAAUCUGAGGAUUACGAUCGUUUUACAUUAAAAUUGCAACGUUCUUUGAUCCGUUUCUGUGAUUGGGGAACUAGGUUGAAGAUAAAGUUUAGGGUUUUGAAACACCUCUAUAAUGCUACUCACCAACUGCAAACAAAAAAAGCAGGUGUUCGGGAGGGGUGACAUCACUAAUAAAACCUAUAAGGAGAAGGGAUCCCAUGGAUGUUUUUCAAAUGAGUAGCGCAUGCGACUAUAUGCAACACUCAGUCAGUAAGGUUAGAGUUUGUGAUACAUGUGGGGAUUUAGGGCGAGAAUACUUGCUUGCUUCUUGUAAAAAGUGUACCGAUGGUGCACAACACACGUAUUGUAUGUGCGUUCAACUGAACAAAGUUCCUAAAAGUUGGACAUGUGAAGAGUGCAUGCCGAGGGAAGGAGCUGGCUCAUCAAUGCAAGAUACGGUUCAAAAAGUUGCCAGAAGAAUGAAAGGACGCCUACUUGAAAAGCAAAUAAACCAUGAAUCUAUUAAAGGUUCAAAAAAAAUUAGAUCUCCAAAUGAUAGGAAAAGUAGGACAAAUGAUGUAAGUUCUACAUCUCGUUCAAAACUUAAGAGACAUGGAGACCCUUUAAAAGAUCAAGAAAUGAAAAAAACCAGGGCCGUUGAAAAAAGUUUUGUAGCUCCUAGCUCAUCAAAACCCUGCAACAACUCUCUAAUUGUUUUGGCUUUACCGUGCCAAGUAAAAACAAAAUCAAUCAAAAGUAUUGUUUGUUCUUCUCCACAAAAAUUUUGUGAUUACCAAGACAAGGAAAAGGUGCCUCAUGCUUGUGGUGAUAGAGAACAUGUGAAAUCCUUACCUAGGUUAGGAAAAAGUGGAUGGGCUCGUAAAACAAGCGAUAUAUCUCCCGAAGCAUCCAAUUCACAAAACUAUUCUACUCUAAGUAGGAAAAAAUCUCCCGAAUCAUCUAAUUCAUGCAACCAUUCUACCUUAGGCAGGAAACCUCCAUCCAAGAAGUUUGGGGAGCUGAAAUUGGAGGAGACGAAGAGUGUUACUCCUCCGAAGCUAACAUCAUAUGUUGUUGUGAAAGAGGAAGGGUUACCAUAUUGUGAUUAUCAAGACAAAGGUAAGUCUUCCCAUGCUUGUGGUGAUAGAGAACAUCUGAGAUCCUUAGCUAAGUUAGGAAAAAAUGGAAAGGCUCGUGCAACAAGCGAUCUAUCUCCCGAAGCAUCCAACUCACACAACCAUUCUACGCUAAGUAGCAAAAAGUCUUUCAAAGCAUCAAAUUCUCCCAACCAUUCUACACUAGGUAAGAAACCUCCAUCUAAGAAGUUGAGGAAGGUGAAAUUGGAGGCUGCUGGUAGUGUUUCCCCUCCAAAGCUAUCUUCAUAUGGCAUUGUGAAAAAGGAAGUCUUACCAUAUUGUUUUGGUAAUGGAUCGUUAAAUUUGGGUUCACAAACUAAGAUAGCACGUGAUAAAUGCUCUCAGUUGAAGUCAAGUUCAUCCAAAGCUGCAAAUUUGAAAACUAAAGAGAAGUCAGCAAAGGCUGGUUGUUUGCAAAAGCAGAAGGAUGGCAGCAAUCAAGUGUUUCAUGAUAAUAGAAAGGGAAAAGGAAAGAUUGGAAAUGAAACUAUUUCUAGUGGCGAUGGUGAUACUUUAUUUUCAGGAUCCAGUUUUCGUAAUUUUGAUGUUGAUAGUUCAGCAAAAUUGGAUCAUAGAUUACAGGCAAGCAAUUUCGACACUCAUAAAGACACAGACUAUCUGAAUGAAAAGAAAAGAAAGGAGAGCCGGCAAGCUGAGGACCCCACAGAAGCUACUACAGCUAUAAUGGAAGGCCAUGCUUUUGAUGAAUGGUCUAGAUUGAGAGACUUGGCCCUGAUUGAGGCAACAAUUCUUUCACAGAGUCAUCUCAUCCCGGAGUUUCAUUAUUCAUGGCUAGGCAAAUUUCAGAUACACAGCAGUGAAGGGAUUGCAAGGACUUGUGAUGGGUUUCAAGCUCAUCUAUCAACUUGUCCUUCAGUUAAAGUUCUUGAAGUUGUGUACAAACUUCCUGAGAUUAUUAUACUUGAGGAACUGCCUCGAUUGAGGAUUUGGCCAUCUCAAUUUAUGGGAGCUCAAGUCACCAUGGAAAAUAUUGACCUCCACUUUUUUGCUAAAGAUGUUAAUAGCUAUAAUACAUAUUAUAGUGGAUUGAUGACUUACAUGACCAAGCAUGAUUUGGCUCUGAAAGGAAAUCUGGAUGGGGCUGAGCUUUUAAUUUUUCCGUCAAACAUUCUACCUAAGGAAAUCCAGCGUUGGAAUGAUUUGUUAUUCUUCUGGGGUGUAUUCAAAGAACGAAAGGCAAAUAACUCCACAAACUCAAACACACCGAUCUCGAAUGCUCUGAUGUCAGAAAAUGGAGACACCAAGAAAUAUCAGGCAUUUGAUCUGAAUGCUUACCCAGAAAAUGAAGAUGAGGAGGCAGGAGUUGCUGAAAUUCCUGAAGAUGACAACAAAGGUGGUACUACUAAUGCAAAACAUUCAGAAAAUAGAGACACCAAGAAAUUUCGAGGAAUCGAUCUGAAUGCUUAUCCGGAAGAUGUAGAUGAGGAGACAGGAGUUGUAGAAACUCCUUUAUAUGACAGCAAAGGUUGCACCCGAAGUGCAAAACAUGUAAGUGGUGCUAUUGGGAUUGAAGACAAUGUUACUGAGCCAUCAACAUUGCACUCUAUUGUUCCUGAGAAAGUAGAGGACUUUCCUGAUUGGGAAAUUGCAGAAACAUUAAUUCUUCUAUCUAGGAAAAUGAUUUGAAUGCUUGUGAGCAAUAUAAUAUGUCUUUUAUAGUUACCCUUUAUUGUUAUGUAUCACUGGAUCUCAGUGAUAAAGAUAAUCCGUACAUUAACAUUAGAACUUGUUUCCUUCCGGUAUCUGUGUUUGUUGCUGUAUAUGAACCCUUGGCCUUACUUUGUUGUCCUUUUUAUUUGGGCUGUUGUUGUUGGUUUAUGAGAGUACUAGGCCUGGAAACUCUUUGAUAUAGGCUGUUUUUUUAUCGAAAA
Messenger RNA from Cicer arietinum (chickpea), 3262 nucleotides. NCBI's taxonomy places the organism in Eukaryota, Viridiplantae, Streptophyta, Magnoliopsida, Fabales, Fabaceae. The record is from RefSeq and is a predicted model, not a curated record.